Gloeophyllum trabeum ATCC 11539 is the source of this 1198-nucleotide messenger RNA. Its product is annotated as N-terminal nucleophile aminohydrolase. Lineage: Eukaryota; Fungi; Basidiomycota; Agaricomycetes; Gloeophyllales; Gloeophyllaceae. The transcript is spliced from 2 exons. Bases 54 to 1076 code for a protein of 340 amino acids. The record is from RefSeq and is a predicted model, not a curated record.
CCCCGUCGUCCAGUACCAUCCCUACCUCCUCCCCCCUCAGUGGAUUAUCAGCGAUGUGUCGGUGGUUCGCGUACAUCUCCAACACCGAGCCCACGCUGCUCGAAGACGUGCUCAUCGAGCCUGCGCAUGCCCUCGCGAAGCAGGUUCAUGAUCACUACCUGCCGGGGCUCGCGCAUUACGAGCCUGAUUCCGACAAAAAGUCUACCGAGGCGGAGAUCGACAUGCGCAACCGCAUGUUCAACGCUGACGGGCUGGGAAUGGCGUGGUACUCCAAUACCCGCUGCGAAUUCGGCGAAUGCGACGGGAUCCGGCCGACGAUCUACAAAGUCCUCUCCCAGCCGACGACCGACCCCGUCUUCACCUCUCUCUGCGCCAACACCGCCUCCACGACGCUCUUCGCGCACAUUCGCGCCGCCUCGCCGGGCUCGCCGAUCCACAUCUACAACGCACACCCGUUCACGUUCGGGCGGCACACGUUCAUGCACAACGGCGGCGUGACGGGGUUCGACAGCAUCCGGCGCGAGGUGCUCGCGGAGAUGAGCGAGGACGCGGCCAAGGCGAUGCGCGGCACGAGCGACUCGGAGCACGUCGCGGCACUGUUCUUCACGUACCUCGCCGAGCGCCGCGGGCCGGACGUGUGGGACCAGCGCCACCCCCUCGAGGAGGUCAAGGCGGCGCUCGAGAGGGCCGUGCAGAAGAUUAUCGAUAUACAGAAGGAGGUACUGCCGAAGAAGGGAGUGGAGUAUGGCGCAUCGAGCUUGAACAUCGCCAUCACGGACGGCGAGCAGCUGCUCACCAUCCGCUUCCGCAACAGCGCGACCGAGCACCCGCCGUCGCUGUACCUGUCCACCACCGCUGGUGUCACGCUCAACAGGAAGUACCCGGGGCACCCUGACAAGGAGGUGAACAAUGUGGCGAAUAGGAAGAAGGCAGAGGAGCAUGGAGACCAUGUUAUCGUUGCAAGUGAGCCGACGACGUACCAGAAACACCAGUGGGAGCUCAUCCAAAAGAAUGAGUGCAUCAUGGUUGGUACUGACAUGGUUGUCAAGAAAGCUCCUGUGAAUGUCACAUUCUAGUCAUAGUCAUAUGUGUCCCCUGUCUUGCUCUCAUUUCUGGAAUUCUGUACCAUAGUUGCAUUCAUCCGAUUAGCACCUUCUGGGUGUAUAGAUUCCUGUUUGUAAAAUACUACCAAUGGUGG